Messenger RNA from Aspergillus ruber CBS 135680, 838 nucleotides. RefSeq lists its product as uncharacterized. Bases 68 to 541 code for a protein of 157 amino acids. The record is from RefSeq and is a predicted model, not a curated record. The transcript has 2 exons. Lineage: Eukaryota; Fungi; Ascomycota; Eurotiomycetes; Eurotiales; Aspergillaceae.
AACAACAGCAAUUCUUUAGUCCUGCGUAGCACUUGGUCACCACUUAUACUAUUCUGCUAUCACUACAAUGCAAUCCCGUUUACUCCACUCCAUCCGCUCCGCCUCCUCUACCUCCACUCCGAGGGACCCUUUACCAAUCCUGGUCUGCGGGAGAAGCCCCCGCGUCGCUUCAGCCGUAUCCGCCGGCUUGCGGCCCGACUAUGAUGUAAUCCACUCAGUCUCAUCCCCCCAAGCUGGCGCACUCGAUAUCCCCGCCUUCCUCCGUCGUGGUGGUAAUACUACUGCUUCUGCUUUUACAGGUCUGACCCCACCCGUGGCCAUCCUGGUUGGCGGUGGGUAUACAGUUCACGAUAUGGAGAUUAUGCGCGAGGCCUGUCGUGGUCGUGAUCCUGUUGUCUGGUUGAAGGUGAAGAAGGAUAUGCCGGGACCGUUGCCACCGUUGGAAGUGUAUGGAGCGGAGGUGGGGAGGAUGGCGAGGGAUUAUUUGAAUGGGCUACGGGAUCGGGGGGAGUUGUGGGGUGGGGGGGGUUAUCAUAUUUAGAAUUAUGGGUAGAGGUGUUGUAGCUACUAUGCAUAUCAGGGGGGAGUGCAGUUAUAUGUGUGAGUAUAUGACUGGUCAAAUCUGAACGGAAGCGAAGAUAUAGAAAUGGGACUAUAUGUCGCUAAUUAGUCAACCCGAAGGACAAUGACUAGUUAUCACCAUUAUCCGGGAAUAUUUCGAGUGGGAUACCGGCGGUUAAGGCGGCUUCCAUCGGGGAAUCAAACGGGAGAGUAAGCCGGUUGAUGAGGUCGAUAAAGUUGUUUACUUGUGCGUCUUUGAUGAGCCAUGUCUGUGACA